CUUUGGAACGUUGCAACAAGGUUGCGCCCCGCCCCCCUUUGGAACGUUGCAACCCGGUGGCGCGGCCGCGGCGGUCCACGUGAGCGGGCGGCCCGGCUGUAGCGCCCGGCGGUGAGCCCCAAUGCCGGUGGUGCACCCCGAGCCCCCCGACGGGGGCUGGGGCUGGAUGGUGGUGCUGGCCGCCUUCUUCCAGUCGGCGCUGGUUUUCGGGGUGAUCCGCUCCUUCGGCGUCUUCUUCAUGGAGUUUGUGGGGUACUUCGGGGAGCUGUCGGCGCGGGUGUCCUGGAUCACCUCCAUCGGGAUUGCGGUGCAGCAAUUUGCUAGUCCGGUGGGCAGCGCCCUCAGCACGCAAUACGGCGCGCGCCCCGUGGUGAUGGCCGGCGGCUUCCUCUCGGGGCUGGGUAUGAUCAUGGCUUCCUUCGCCACCAGCCUGACCCACCUGUACCUGAGCAUCGGGGUGCUCUCAGGCUUCGGGUGGGCCUUGGUCUUCACGCCCUCCGUGGCCUCGGUGGCCCGUUACUUCAAGAAGCGCCGGACGUUCGCCACGGCCUUGGCCUUCACGGGCGUGGGCCUGUCCUCCUUCGCCUUCUCCCCGCUCUUUCAGUUCCUGGUGGACACCUACGCCUGGCGGGGGGCCCUCCUGGUGGUGGCCGGCAUGUCCUUCAACCUGGUGGUGUGCGGAGCCCUCAUCCGCCCCCUGACCCUCAAGGAGGACCUGGCCGGCCCCGGGGACCCCGGCGGGAGCUGCCUGGGGAAGCUUUCCACCCUCUUUGGCCUGCCUUUGCUGUCCCACUGGCCCUUCAUGAGAUUCGUCCUGGCCGUGACCUUGAUCAACACCGGCUACUUCAUUCCCUAUGUCCACUUGGUGGCCCGAGCCCGGGAGCUGGGCUUCGACAAGCACCAGGCCGCCUUCCUCAUGUCCGCGGUGGCCGUGGCCGACCUGUCUGGCCGCCUCCUCUCGGGUUGGCUGGCCGACUGCCGGGCUUUCCGCUUCGCCCACAUCUUGGUGGCCUGGACCUCCCUGACUGGCAUCUCCUUGGCGCUGGUGCCUCUGGGACGCGGCUACCCGUUGCUGAUGGCCAUCGGUGUCUGCUACGGGUUCUUCUCUGGGGCACUCACCCCCGUGGUCUUUUCCAUCCUGCCGGAAAUCGUGGGCAUCGGGCGGAUUUUCGGCUCGAUGGGGCUGCUGCAGAUGAUGGAGAGCAUCGGCGGGCUUCUGGGAGCGCCAUUCUCUGGUUGGCUGCGGGACGUGACUGGGAACUACACGGCCUCCUUCUUGGCAGCUGGGGCUUUCCUCUUGGCCGGGAGCUUGGUUUUGGUCACCCUACCCAACUUCUUCUCCUGUCUGGGCUCCUCCUCUCCUGCCUGCACCCAGGCCUCUGGGGAACAUUCCUCCCAGGACAGAGACUGUCUGGCCAGAAGCCAAGAUCUCAGGGAGCCAGCGUGACUGCAAGGGGGUGCUGGCAGUGCCAGCCAGUGGCUGGGUGAAGGGCGGGGGGGAUCAAGGAGGGACAGCUCCAUCCCACCCCGCACAGCUCCGUUGGGACCCCUCAAUCCAUUAUCACAGCCUGGGGCUUCUCCUGUCCCGGGGGUCCAAUCCCCUGUUUGUAUCCUCUGAUCCCUGGAGCGAACGUCUUCACUGGGACCAUAACCAGGUUCUGGAAGGGUUAAUGCGGUAAAUUCGAGCCUGGGGAGGGGUCCUGGGGUUUUGUCUGUCUUCCCACCACCACCACCCUCUUCAACAUCUCGACCUAGAAGGAUGUUCCUUCGCAGAAAUAAACCACUUCACUACCA
Mauremys reevesii (Reeves's turtle) is the source of this 1794-nucleotide messenger RNA. Its product is annotated as monocarboxylate transporter 13-like. The transcript is spliced from 5 exons. The record is from RefSeq and is a predicted model, not a curated record. Gene Ontology annotation, biological process: transmembrane transport; monocarboxylic acid transport. Gene Ontology annotation, molecular function: monocarboxylic acid transmembrane transporter activity. NCBI's taxonomy places the organism in Eukaryota, Metazoa, Chordata, Testudines, Geoemydidae. The coding region runs from base 122 to 1447 and encodes 441 amino acids.